UCUGCUGUGAAGACACCUCUGAAACACCCAAGAACCAAGACUUGAGGCAGCACAGGCUUUUGGUUUUUUUUGGAGUUCACUUCCACUGAAGUGAAAUGGCAUCCAUUUAUAAAAGUUUAGUAGUGUUAGGAGUGAUUUUCAUUUCACCUGUUGUAAUAUCAGCACUGUUUUUGGGCAGGCUGUUCUAUGACUUUCUCCAUUCAGAACUGCCACCUGGAAUUGACCAACCUCUGAAGCUUUACUUUUACCACUCGGUGCUGAUUACUUCCAUGGUGUUGGGAAAGAUUUUGGAGAAGCUAGGGAUCUGCAGUGAUUUAAGCUUAUUACGACUUGUGGUAGAUGGAAUACCACCAUGGAGAGAUUCAGAACUUCUUAUCAAAGACCUCAAAGUAGAUGAGGUACCACUGAGGAUUUAUCAGCCCAAGUGGCCACCUACUGGCAAAAGAAGAGGAAUACUGUAUUUUCAUGGAGGAGCUGGCACAUUUGGGAGCAUCAGAGCCUUUGAAAGAAUAUGCCGCUAUAUUGCCAAAAAAUGCAACUCAGUGGUUGUGUCCGUGGGCUAUCGCCUGGCUCCUGAACACCCAUAUCCCGGGCAAUAUUUUGAUUGUCUCAAUGCUACCUUAUACUUUAUGAGGAGUUUAGAUGAGUAUCACGUGGAUCCUUCUCUCAUCAUCCUUGGCGGUGACAGCUGUGGAGCUAAUUUUGCUACGGUAAUUUGCCAAAUACUGGUGAAUAAAAAAGAUCUCCCAAAAGUACGUGCACAGAUCUUGUUCUAUCCAGGACUACAGGGGCUAAAUUUUCAAUUGCCUUCCUAUCAGCAGAAUGCGUCAGUGCCCAUAUUGUCCCGUAAGCUAGUCAUCUACUUAUGUUUUCGUUACCUUAAUAGAAAACCAUCAUAUGUGGAAGAUAUCAUACAAAACUGCCAUGUUCCAGAGAGCAUGAAAUGGAAAUACAAAAAAUGGAUAAGUGCUGACAAUAUUCCUGAUAAAUUUAAGAUUAGAGGCUACAAACCUCAGAAGCACACUUUAUAUAAACCUGAAGUCCACGAAGCAAUCAAAGAGCUGUUAGCAAUGACAUUUUCCCCCCUUUUAGCUGAAGAUGCCAUCAUUUGCCAGCUCCCUGAAUCCUACAUUGUGACCUGUGAGUUUGAUGUGCUUCGAGAUGAUGGUCUGUUAUACAAAAAGCGAUUAGAGGACAAUGGCAUUCAAGUAACCUGGUAUCAUUCUGAGAGUGGUUUCCAUGGAAUUUUAGCAUUUUUUGGCUACGGGAUUUUUUCCUUUUUAUCUGGAAAAAAGAUAAUGGAUAAUACUGUGAAUUAUAUAAACAGCCUAUAA
This is a messenger RNA of Numida meleagris (helmeted guineafowl), 1334 nucleotides long. Its product is annotated as arylacetamide deacetylase-like 4. NCBI's taxonomy places the organism in Eukaryota, Metazoa, Chordata, Aves, Galliformes, Numididae. The record is from RefSeq and is a predicted model, not a curated record. Gene Ontology annotation, cellular component: membrane. The transcript has 4 exons. Bases 96 to 1334 code for a protein of 412 amino acids. Gene Ontology annotation, molecular function: carboxylic ester hydrolase activity.